Ricinus communis (castor bean) is the source of this 1855-nucleotide messenger RNA. RefSeq names its product protein PHLOEM UNLOADING MODULATOR. The record is from RefSeq and is a predicted model, not a curated record. Lineage: Eukaryota; Viridiplantae; Streptophyta; Magnoliopsida; Malpighiales; Euphorbiaceae. Gene Ontology annotation, biological process: ceramide biosynthetic process. Gene Ontology annotation, cellular component: Golgi membrane; endoplasmic reticulum membrane. The transcript has 4 exons. Bases 175 to 1455 code for a protein of 426 amino acids. Gene Ontology annotation, molecular function: sphingomyelin synthase activity; ceramide cholinephosphotransferase activity.
AUUAUCAUACAUAAUUAUUCAUUGUGCAUUAUUAAUUACUUAUUACCGUUGUUGAAAAAGAGAAAUUUACUUAUUACUUAAAAAGAAAACUAACAAGACUUGCCACUUUUUACUUUACGCUUACACUAUACUUUGGUCUGUUUGUUGUUUCCCGAUAUCACCGCUACCACGACCAUGAGGCGUUUAACUCCGGUGAGAACCACCGGCGGUCUAGGCGUGGCCGCGAUAUCGUACGUGGCGGUGGACUACCUCCGCAACAUAUCCCCGACUUGGCAUGAGCGGCUGCAGCCAGCACUUUGGUCAAUACUCGCACUAAUAGCAAUCUCUCGUGUUCCUUUCUACAAGCACUGGUCCUCCGAGAUUCGCGCCGCUAUUCCAUUUGUCGGUUCAAUGCUUUUUAUGCUCUCUUGUCUUCUCUUUGAAGCUCUUUGUGUUCGCUUCUCCACCGCCGUUCUUGGCCUUGAUUGGCACCGUGGUACACCUCCUCUUCCUGACGCUGGCCAGUGGUUGCUCCUCUCACUGAAUGAGAAACUUCCUGAACCUUUGGUUGAGAUUCUGAGAGCUCAUAUUAUUGGACUGCACCAUUAUCUGAUGUUGUUUAUGAUACUGGCAUUCUCUGUACUGUUCGACUCUGUAGAAGCCCCUGGCCUUGGACUAGGAGCACGGUACAUGUUCACGAUGGCAAUUGGCCGUUUUCUUCGGGCUAUAACUUUUGUCUCCACAAUUCUUCCAUCUGCUCGACCUUGGUGUGCUGCAUCUCGGUUUUCAGUUCCAGCAUAUCCUCAUCAUUGGGCUCAAAAGUAUUAUGUCCCUUAUGCUUCAGAUGCUAAUGCUAUUCGUCAGAUUAUACAACAGGAUAUAGCCUAUGCUGAUACUGGUGAACUCCUGAGGGAUUACCGUCCCAAUUGGGGUUCAAUGAAUUUCCUGAUAGAUAUCUUACGACCGACUUCAAGAGGAUCAUGGUUCAGUCUACUGAAAAAAGCUGGAGGUGGCUGCAAUGACCUCAUAUACAGUGGCCACAUGCUUGUUGCUGUACUAACAGCUAUGGCUUGGACGGAAGCUUAUGGAGGUUUUAGCUCAGGCAUUAUAUGGCUGCUUGUACUGCACAGUGCACAGAGAGAAAUACGGGAACGCCACCAUUAUACUGUAGACUGUAUCGUGGCCAUAUAUGUAGGCAUCCUUCUCUGGAAGAUGACAGGUUGUAUCUGGCCAACUAAGAAUGGCACUAGAAGAAGAAAGGUCUCGAAGCUUGAGAAGAUUCAGCGUAGAUUAAUCCAAGCUGCAAAAGACUCGGACAUGGAAGAAGUGAGGGAGCUUCUUAAGGAGGUUGAAUUAAGCAAUCAGGAAACCCAGAACAAGGGCCAAAGCAAGUUUAUGUGGGUGUUUGCUUGUGUGACCAUUAUCUCAGCACUUGCGAUUGUUCUUCUAGCCUUCACAUUGACAAGCGACGGGUGAUCUCUUCCUAGUCCUUCUACACGAUUUUCUCUCAUGAGUCUGAAAGUUUGAAAAUGUAUUUGUAUGUGUUGUAACAUUGAUUACGUGUUGUUGUAGGGUUUGCCACUUAAUGGGGAAUGGUACCUGGAAAUUCUUGUAAUUCUUCCAGGAACCAGUUCCCAAAGCAACAGCGAAAGACAUUUUACCACAUUCACAAAAUGUCCAGUGGGUAAUGCUUAAAGUUUAGAUAGUUAUGGAGCUUUCGGUUUGCCCCUUUUCUGCUGGAAUAGUUUAAAGCCUUCUUCUUAGGGAUUUAAUGGAUGCUGUUCCAACAGUUGAAAUCUUUGUGACUUGUAUCUACCCAUGGAUGCUCAAAUUAUAGUCUGAAGAAUGAGGAAUUUCUUUUUUCUUUUUUCUUUUA